Messenger RNA from Uranotaenia lowii, 2562 nucleotides. Its product is annotated as store-operated calcium entry regulator STIMATE-like. NCBI's taxonomy places the organism in Eukaryota, Metazoa, Arthropoda, Insecta, Diptera, Culicidae. Gene Ontology annotation, cellular component: membrane. The record is from RefSeq and is a predicted model, not a curated record. The coding region runs from base 864 to 1856 and encodes 330 amino acids. The transcript is spliced from 6 exons.
GCCCGACGGACGACGAGUUCGACGAUGGUUACACAUCUAUAUGCAUUACCAUUCACGAGAGGCAUUAAAUUUCGUGUAGGGUUCUUUUAAUUACUGUUGAUUUUAAUCGGAAAAGUUGUACCAAUCGGUCCUAAAACUGUUCGUAAAUCCUAGUUGCUGUUAGUGCGAACGCGUUGAGUGAUUUUUUGGACCCAACCGAACGAUGGUAGAUGGUGAAAAAUGCUGUUGAACUGGAGGUGCUCCAAGAUCACGGAACGGGACUUCAGAGAUCCAUCAUCAUCACCAUUGUCGAAGAGUCUUGAAGAAAACGAAGAAGUGUGACGUUCGCGUUGCAAAUCUUCAUAUUGGUAAUCCUCGUUUAUUUUUAUGUGGCUCGCUUCCUGGUUCCCAGAAAAGGAAUAAAUCUCGGAAACUGGCCAAGACCUUUUAUCCGUUUAGGAUUACUGAUGUUGCCAUAGAAGAAGAGCAUUUGAGUUACUAUACUGUAGCAUAAUUAUCUCCCCACGACAUAUCCAGCAAACAUCCAAACGAGGCAUCUGUAUAUUUGAUAACACAUCUAGAAUUCCUACCAAGCCAGUUUUGCGUGCGCUAUGUCGCUUUCUUGGCUUAAGUCAGUGUGUCUGCAGGCCAGUAGAUUAUUAUAGAUACAGCAAAUUUAUACACACCACAAAAGCAACGAAAGAAACGCCUCAGCGAGCGAGCAAAAUAAACAGCUUGUGUACUGCUGGCUGACCGAAGGAAAGAAAAAAAUUAUCUAACUGUGCGAGAGACCAAUAGUAGCAUACAUAACACGCUAACGAAUCAAGCUGCCUGCCAGCAGUAAGGCAACGCAAUCAGCAGAAGCGUCAAAAAAUAAAAAUAAGAUGAACACCUCAUCGGAUACCACUUUGUUGAUGACGAUUGAUGAGGCCGCCGGAACUGGCAAUACCGAAUGGUCAACCCUGCACUGCAGCAAAGAUGCCUUGACCGAUCUGUUCGGGUGGUUCUUGCAGGGCAUUUUGGCCACCCUGGCGUUCACCUGUUUGAUUGGUAAAAGAUUCUGCGAACCCCUCUACAGCAGACGAUCGUGGGAAACGUGGUGGUACGACACCUCCAAGCAGGGUAUCGGUGCCCUGGUGAUUCACAUGACUAACGUAUAUCUAGCCCCACUUUUUCAGGGCGAUCCCUGUACCUGGUAUAUUAUCAACUUUCUACUAGAUUCCACUAUCGGUUUAUUCAUUAUAUACAUUGGCAUAAAAACCUGUCAGUAUUUAGCGCGGAAGAAGAAAUGGGAUGCGAUCAACUUUGGCGAAUAUGGAGCACCAAAAUCUUGGCUCUACCAAACGUGGAUCUACGUCGGUCUGAUGGCAAUAGUGAAGCUCAUCACCACGUUGUUUAUUCAGCUUGACGUGUGGGACAAUGUGAAAAACUUCGUCCUCUCCCCGUUCAAAGAUCCUCGGAUCGAACUAGCAGUGGUAAUGCUGGUAAUUCCAUUCUUCGUAAAUAUUCUCAUUUUUUGGGUGACAGAUAACUUCCUGAUGAGGCACGCGCGAAAAAAACGGAACACCGGAGCCACGCAUCACAACCAUGGAAGAGAACACAAUCUUCUGCAAAAAGUAAAAUACAAAAUGAUACAAAAAUCCAAACCUAAUGAUUCAGAAUCUGAUACUCUUUUAUCAGGAGAUGAAGAAAUUUUAAACUAUAAACCAUCGAGUAGCGGCACCUCAUCAUCGUUGCUGCACCACGUAUCGUUAUCUGGUGCCGGCUCUUCGUCGGCGACUAUCCUGGACGAUACGGCAAUCAUUCUCACUUCAUCGACGGCCGCACCUAGCAGUAAGCAAAAUGUCCAACAGCGAACUAGUGUGAUUAAUGUGUAGCACCGCAGUGGUUUAGCUUGUACCUAUUGUUUUUUCCUGGUUCCACCAAAAACCAACAAGUUUUACAGUUAGGCCAGAACCGAUAGUCUGAAAAGGGAAAUACCAAUUAGACCUUACCUAACCACCACGAGAGGAAUUAAGAGUUGUUGAUGCAAACAGAAAUGCAAGGCAAUAGAAAUGCUAUGAUUUUCUUGUUAUGAAAAAAAAACUGAAAGUAAAUCUUGUGAUAUUUGUGUGUCUAUAUCUUAUACAUAUAUUUACACAUCCGUUGCUACGUAAUAGAACGUGGUAGAGCCAAAACCCUAUAAGGAAGCGACCAACGCUAUUGGUCCCUCACAUGAACGGGAUACGCUAGUGGAGCUACGUGAAUAAGAAGAGAUUUAUAUGAUAUAGCCAACAAAAGCGAAACAAUCGGAACUAAAACCCACUUACAAAAGGAUCACUGUUCAGGUAUUUGAAUGAAUUUAAGAGAAAAAAAAACGCGAAAACACUAACAAGGAUGAUUGCGAGGUGUAUUUUUAUAAACCUUAAAUGUAGGCUAGGCGAAGCAUCAUGUAUAAGAAAAACUUAUUACAAAAGAAAACUGGUGAAUAAUAAGGUUGUUUUUAUUUUAUAUACACAAAACCGACUAUAGAACAAUAUAUUACCAGAAUGCAAGUGAUAAGUUUAGUAAACCAUGUUAUGAAUAAAGUUAAUUUUCUGCAGA